AUGAGUAGUCCACCCACGCAUGAGGCCUCCGCCACGGUGCGGCCCGCAGUGGCGCCAUCUGCUGCUGAGGAAGUUCCACAAGUAGCUACCGAGUCACAGCCCUCGGCUCAGGACACCCAAGAGGAGGUCAUCGAAGCGGCACCCCAGGAAAAUGAGGUGACGAAUGCUAAUAUGGGAAUCCAGCAGGAAGAAAAUGAGGGCGAUGAUGCCGAUUCCGCUCUUGGCGACGAGUGA
This is a messenger RNA of Colletotrichum spaethianum, 234 nucleotides long. RefSeq lists its product as uncharacterized. Lineage: Eukaryota; Fungi; Ascomycota; Sordariomycetes; Glomerellales; Glomerellaceae. The transcript has 2 exons. Bases 1 to 234 code for a protein of 77 amino acids. The record is from RefSeq and is a predicted model, not a curated record.